UAGGAAAUAAUUGCGCUCGGGAAAUGCCUCGAACCAUUCUCAGAAUCGUUUUUGUUCGAAGAAAGAGCGUUCCAAUUUAUAUCAGCGGGCUGCCAUCAUCAAUCAUGUACGACGAUCGUAUACUUUCUAUGAGAUUUCCUCAAAAACUUUGGAAGAUCGUUAACGCUUGUAAAAGUGGUGCAAUUCAAUGGAACACCGAUGGCUCAUCAAUUCUAUUGGAUUACAAACAAUUUCAAGAAGAAUACCUUGACGGAGAGACGUCCAUUUUCAAAACGAGAAACAUCACGAGCUUUAUCAGACAAUUGAAUUUGUACGGUUUUCGUAAGGUGACAUCACAUAAUCGCGAUCCAUUAUGCAGUUGCUAUAAUCCAAACGUUCACGAGUUCAUGCAUGAAAACUUUCAAGCCGGUCGUGUUGAACUUCUAUCACGAGUUUGCCGAAAAUCUAUUGGAAAGAACAAAUAUUUCCAAAAUUUCGAACCCCCAAGAUGCAAAGAUUUGGCAACUCCUAUUUCGCAUUUACGUAUGUGCCAGCUCGCCUUGACCAAAACUUUGGAACAAUUAAGUCGCGAACGUCGGGAAAAGUCUUUAAACGAAUCGACUAGAAGCGAAUCCUCCUCUUCUGUAUCUUCGGAACAAGAAUUGCCAGAGUAUUCUCCAUUCUUUACAGAGAAACCUUUUUCCAUUCCACAAAGUGAUCGUUCUCAGGAAUACCUAAUAAGAAAUGGAAUGGACUUUUACUCAAAAAGAAACUGCAGCUCGAUUAACAACAACGUUUCGCAACCUUGGUUUAUUCCUAGUACACAAAAUUUUGCUUUUUACAUGCCUUUAAAUAAUAAUAAGUAAACUUGAUUGAGUAUUAGAUCUCA
This is a messenger RNA of Polistes canadensis, 868 nucleotides long. RefSeq names its product heat shock transcription factor, Y-linked-like. Lineage: Eukaryota; Metazoa; Arthropoda; Insecta; Hymenoptera; Vespidae. The record is from RefSeq and is a predicted model, not a curated record. Bases 24 to 845 code for a protein of 273 amino acids. The transcript is spliced from 3 exons. Gene Ontology annotation, biological process: regulation of DNA-templated transcription. Gene Ontology annotation, molecular function: DNA-binding transcription factor activity; sequence-specific DNA binding.